CAAUUCCAACUAUCUAAGCACAUUAGCUCCUUUUCUCUCUAUCACCAAUGGCUGCUUCCACAAUGGCCCUCUCCUCCCCAACAUUCGCUGGCAAGGCAGUUCAGCUUGCCCCGGCCGAGACCUUCGGAAGUGGAAGAAUCUCCAUGAGGAAAACCGUGUCCAAGUCAGUUUCCUCCGGAAGCCCAUGGUACGGCCCAGACAGAGUCAAGUACUUGGGCCCAUUCUCUGGUGAGCCCCCGAGCUACCUCACUGGUGAGUUCCCCGGUGACUACGGUUGGGAUACUGCUGGGCUCUCAGCCGACCCUGAGACCUUCGCCAAGAACCGUGAGCUCGAAGUGAUCCACUCCAGGUGGGCCAUGCUCGGAGCCCUCGGGUGCGUCUUCCCCGAGCUCUUGGCCCGCAACGGUGUUAAGUUCGGCGAGGCCGUGUGGUUCAAGGCCGGAUCCCAGAUCUUCAGCGAGGGCGGGCUCGACUACUUGGGUAACCCUAGCUUGGUCCACGCACAAAGCAUCUUGGCCAUCUGGGCCACCCAAGUUGUCCUGAUGGGCGCCGUUGAGGGAUACAGAAUUGCUGGAGGCCCACUUGGAGAAGUCGAGGACCCACUUUACCCAGGAGGUAGCUUUGACCCAUUGGGCCUUGCAGAUGACCCAGAGGCUUUUGCUGAGCUCAAGGUGAAAGAGCUCAAGAAUGGUAGGUUGGCCAUGUUCUCUAUGUUCGGCUUCUUCGUUCAAGCCAUUGUUACCGGAAAGGGACCAAUAGAGAACCUUGCCGACCACCUUGCUGACCCAGUCAACAACAAUGCCUGGUCAUACGCCACCAACUUUGUUCCCGGAAAGUGAAUGAGGCUUUAAGAGACUUGUUAGUGUCCUCAUUUGAAGUUUGGGUGGGAUUUGAGUGUGGGAUCUGUUCAUGUUGUAGAUUGGUUUAUGAACCACCCUAGUGUUUCGAGAAUGUGAAUUAUUAUUAUAUGGAAAUCUAAAUGGAGUAAACUUCUUAUC
Argentina anserina (silverweed cinquefoil) is the source of this 998-nucleotide messenger RNA. Its product is annotated as chlorophyll a-b binding protein of LHCII type 1. Gene Ontology annotation, biological process: photosynthesis, light harvesting in photosystem I; response to light stimulus. NCBI's taxonomy places the organism in Eukaryota, Viridiplantae, Streptophyta, Magnoliopsida, Rosales, Rosaceae. The transcript has a single exon. Gene Ontology annotation, cellular component: plastoglobule; chloroplast thylakoid membrane; chloroplast envelope. The record is from RefSeq and is a predicted model, not a curated record. Bases 48 to 839 code for a protein of 263 amino acids.